Molecule: messenger RNA, 1200 nt
Organism: Heterostelium album PN500
Lineage: Eukaryota; Evosea; Eumycetozoa; Acytosteliales; Acytosteliaceae
Gene: wdr53
Product: WD40 repeat domain-containing protein
Exons: 3
Coding region: 1-1200 (399 amino acids)
Molecular function (GO): protein binding
Source: RefSeq, a predicted model, not a curated record
AUGGAAAAUAAUGUGACUACAACAACAACAACAACUUCUACUACCACUACAGGUGAUAGUACAAGUCAACAGCAUCGAUCAUCAUCAUCACUGAAAUUAGUAGAACAAAAGUUUAAAGGUCAUAAGGAUAGUGUCGUAUUUGUUACUACUCAUCUCAACAAACCAAUACUUGCAUCGUCUUCCGAUGACUGUACAGUUAGACUAUGGGACAUAGAUAGAGGUUCCGUUAUUAAAUGUAUAAAUAACUUUAAUGGUGAACCUGUCAAUAGUAUUGCUUUCGAUAAAGAAAACUUGAUAUAUUGUGCACAUUCCAAUAAGAUUACAUGUUUCGAUUUGAGAAACGACUCUUUGAUAUUGAAGGAGAGUGUCAAUCAACUACAAUUCAACACAGAGGAGAUCAAUCAAAUAACAUUCGAUUCUAAAUUUCAAUAUAUGGCAUCGUGUGACGACUCUGGUGCAAUCAAAAUCAUAGAUAUCCAAAAGAAUAAACUAUGUGAAACACUAAAGAAACAUACAAACGUUUGUUCAAAUGCAUUAUUUAGACCAAAUUCAAAGAAUGAAUUGAUAUCAGGUUCUUAUGAUUAUUGUGUUAUUCAAUGGGAUUACUUGAAAGCAAAGUUGAUUAGAAGAGAAUCGUUCCAGCAAGCAUCACAUGUUCUGAGUGCAAAACAAAAGGAGAAACAACAGAGACAAAUAUUGAACCCACCUUUUGUUCAUAGUCUGGAUCUUUCUCAUGACGGCAAGCUGAUGGCGAUCGGUCUUGGCAGUGGUGAUAUCGCAAUCAACGAUAUUUCAUCGUUUUCUACACAUCUACUGUUGGACUCUGCACAUAGUGCUCCACUCUCACAGGUUCAUUUCCCAAGAUUCAGUGGCAGUGCAGGUAGUCUAGAUAACAGCAAUAGUCAUCUAUUGUUAUCAGCAGGUAAUGAUUCAAAUAUAAUACUAUGGGAUAUAGAAAAGAAGAAAGAUCAACAACAACAGCAACAACAGACUUCAAAUAAAAGUAAAAACAAUAAACAAUCAACAACACAAAAAGCAGAAGAAGCAGAAAAAGAAGAUGCAGAAGAGGAUCAAGAAAAGAGAAUAAAAGCAUGGACACAACACCACUCGAUAGUCAAUUGGUUAACAACAAGCAAUAGAUCUACAUCCAUUUACAUUGCAGAUACCUCAAACGAUAUCACUGUACUGACAAUACAAUAA